Molecule: messenger RNA, 1317 nt
Organism: Drosophila takahashii
Lineage: Eukaryota; Metazoa; Arthropoda; Insecta; Diptera; Drosophilidae
Source: RefSeq, a predicted model, not a curated record
CUCUCUUCUCGUCCACAAAAAAAUAAAUUUAAAACAAAAAAAAAACACAAAAAUCAAAUCGAAAUUCCGAAAGACUUACAGAACGGUUUAAAACAAUGAGCGACCUUAAUGAGUGCGCCCUGGAUCGCCACUUCACUGCCCAGUUGCGCGAUCUGCGAUCCUACUCGAAGGAGCACCCAGUCAGCCAGGAGGACUUUGAAAUUAGCCAGCGCUGGAUGAAUCACUUCAAGGAGGCCAGGGGCCAUGACAAGUUCGCCCGGAACUGCCUGAUGUUGUUGUUGUGCAACCAGCUGCGGGAAAUUGGUCACCUGACCAAGCCCUUCACCGAAAUGGAGAGCAUGAACCGGCCCCUGGAUGAUUUGGUCAACGAGUACAAGGCGAAGACAGUGGAGGACCAGCAGCCAGCGGAUGAUGAUGAUGAUGAGAUCUCGAACUCUUCCUGCUACCAGGAAGUGGCCGCCGAGGAGCCCCUUCCCUCUCCCCGAUUCGAGAGCAUUAAACAGGCGAAUCAGAAUCUCCUCAGGGAGAUCGAGUCGCUGCACAGCCGCGCCGUGGAAACGGAGAAGCUCUACAGAAGCCGAAAUCAAGUGCUGGCCAAGAAGAUGGCCGAAAAGUCCAAAACAGGAAAACCGGAGUUCGUUCAGGAGAAUCUAAAUCAGGCCUGCCGAUCGGCCAUUGGACUGUUGAAGGAUUGGCCCGGCGAAACCGUGCGUCUCCAUUUCCUGGCCACCUGCCUGGAGCCUCUUUUGCGAAACGAACUGGUGGUCAGUUCACAGAUUGCCGAGCUCGAUAUCAAGUUGGAGGACACUUUGAACAGCCUGGUCCUGCAGGCCUGUACACGUAGGGACGACAAUGUUCGCAUGCUCUACGAGCACGUUUUGACCCACGACAAAUUUGGUUUAAGGGAAAAGGAGGAAAAGCUGCGCCGCUUUCACGAAUCCUUGAGGCAGGAGCGUCAGAGACUGCGGCUGCUUUCCGAGGAUCUGAGGCGGCGCGAGGAUCUCAUUUGGAGGCACCAGGCCAUUGCCACCUUGGCGGUUACUGGACUUCCGGCCGAAAACCCCGGCAGUCCCGGCCACUCAAGAUGCGAUUUGUGUCAGGGGGAAAGAUCCUUUAGACCGGGAACGGAACAUCCCCCGACUUCUGGGACUCGCAAUUCGAAGAAAUCCGAAGGCGCCGAAGAUCUGCAAAAGCUAACCGAGACACUCAGCGAUCUGUCCGCUGACAAAUGGUAAUCCAUCCACGAUAACAUAACACGCUGCCCACCCACUUUCCCAUAUAUAUUUUUCAUUUUCUUGUUCAAAUCAAUAAAUCGUU